GUUUUAGGAGGCGGCAUACUGGUUACACUCUUGCAGUUUCAGAAUUUUCUGUUACCUUCUUUCUUUUGGAAUUGUCUUCAGGAUCCAUUUGUCAGCCACACAGGGAAUUCUUUAGGAAGACUGUGUAAUUGAACCUGAGGGUCCCUCUUGCGUAUUCUUGCCUGUUUUAGUUUCCAGCGGCCCUGGUUAAAAUCUACAAAAAGCCAACCCAGGGCCACAGGAUGGGAUCAGUGACAUUCCAGGAUGUGGCUGUGGACUUCACCCUGGAGGAGUGGCAGCUGCUGGGAUGUGCUCAGAGGAAGCUGUAUUGGGAUGUGAUGCUGGAGAACUUUAGAAACCUCAUCUCAGUGGGGUGUCCAGUCACCAAAACAAAAGUGAUCUUCAAGGUGGAGCAAGGACAAGAGCCAUGGAUGGUGGAGGGAGAGAACCCACGUUGGCGCUCUCCAGAAGUUAUCUGCUUACUUGAUGAUGAGCUAGAGGGACAGGAAGGAGAAGGAAGCAAAGACAAUUUUUUGAACCAAGGUAUGUUCACCUUCAAGAAAACACUGACCAACGAGACAGUCCAAAAUUGUAAUCUGAGUAUAAAUUUUAUUUCUUCAAGACAAAAACAACAUAAAUGUGAAUCAAAUGGAAAGUGUUUGCAACCUAACUUAUACUUUCUUAGUUAUAAUAAAAGUUAUAUCAGAGAAAACUCUUAUGAAUACAAGGAAUGUGGAAAAGCCUUCGAAAACAAGUUGUGUCUUAUUAGACAUGAAAAAAAGCACAGAAGGAAAAAAACCUUUGGGUGCAGUGAAUGUGGGAAAGGCUUCCAAAAGAAGUCUCGUCUCAUUAGACAUGAAAAAAAGCAUACAAGGAAAAAAAACACCUUUGAAUGCAGUGACUGUGGGAAAGCCUUUAACAGUAAGGGACACCUUGCAGCUCAUCAAAAAAUUCAUAGUGGAGAGAGACCCUUUGUGUGCAGUGAUUGUAGGAAAGCUUUUACGCAUAAAGCACAGCUCGUGGUCCAUCAGAGACUCCACACUGGAGAGAAGCCUUAUGAAUGUGGUCAAUGCGGGAAAUCAUUCACCUGGAACUCCUCCUUUACUCAGCAUGUGAAAUCGCACACACCCGAGAACUCAUUUGAAUGUAAGGAGUGUGUGAAAAGCUUCAAGUACAGUUCAUCCCUUUAUAAACACUCCAGAAUCCAUACAGGCGAGAAACCAUACCGAUGCAGAGAAUGUGGCAAAGCCUUUGCAGACUCAUCAGUGUUGGUCAUGCAUCAGAGAAUUCAUACAGGCGAGAAACCCCACGGGUGCACUGAAUGUGGCAAAGCCUUCAUCAAGAGAUCACAUCUCCUUAAACAUUACUCAACUCACAGCAGAGCAACAAAAUAAAUGCAACACAUGUGGGAAAUCUUUUAACUGGAAGACACAUCUCAUUCUCCAUCAAAGAAGUCAUAAAAACAAGGGAGCUUUGUAAAUGUGGGAAACUUAAAAUUAGCCUUUUACUGAAGCAGCAAAGAAUUCCUCAUGAGAAAAACCCUAUCAGUUGAAUAAAUGUGGAAAGGCAUGUUCUGAAAUUCAUGUUCUAUAAGUGAUAUUACUAAUUUUAUUGAAAAGAUAACAGAAAAUUUUGAGCUACAGACAACUUGACAGUAAAACUGAGGAAGUUGUGAAAAAAUUGAAUAAUUAAGGCAUCAGACUGACUAUAAUUGCAUGUGUACACUGCCCCUGAUUUAUGAUUUUUACACAAUUUAUACAAAUGUCUGCACUGCUUAAGAAAUUUGUAUAACCGUGGGUUUGAAAUAUAUGCUAUGCACAUUAUACAAAAUUAUAUCUGUUAUAAUGAUGGUUGCACAACAUUGUGAACGUACUUAAUGCCAAUGAAUUGCACACUUAAAAAUG
Messenger RNA from Balaenoptera acutorostrata (minke whale), 1883 nucleotides. RefSeq names its product zinc finger protein 684-like. NCBI's taxonomy places the organism in Eukaryota, Metazoa, Chordata, Mammalia, Artiodactyla, Balaenopteridae. The record is from RefSeq and is a predicted model, not a curated record. Bases 222 to 1373 code for a protein of 383 amino acids. Gene Ontology annotation, biological process: negative regulation of transcription by RNA polymerase II; regulation of immune system process; regulation of cytokine production. The transcript has 5 exons.